Ictidomys tridecemlineatus (thirteen-lined ground squirrel) is the source of this 1505-nucleotide messenger RNA. NCBI's taxonomy places the organism in Eukaryota, Metazoa, Chordata, Mammalia, Rodentia, Sciuridae. The record is from RefSeq and is a predicted model, not a curated record.
UCCUUCCCUGGAGAAAAUAUGCUGCCAUGCUCUGCUCCAUGUAUGGCCCAUGCAACCCAACUUAAACUAGAUCUUAGUAUAGGCCCAUACCCUGCCUCCUGCACAAAGAUAUCCCUGGCUCUCCUGUCUGGGUUAGACCCCACACACAUAUUCCAUGGCAUCAACUUAUGCCUUUCCUUCCUAACAUAGUGCAUAUCUCUUUGUUAUUUUUUACAUUUUUAACUUGUUAUUGUUUUGUGGCAUCAAACCUGAGGUCUUGUACAUGCUAGGCAAACACUCUACUACUGAGCUACAUCCCCACCCCAGUUUUUUACAUUUUUAUAGUGAAGUAUACCAUUAAUCAUCUCGCAUAUUACACUCAACUCUUGUUUAUUGCCUCCCACCUUAACUUUAUGAUGACCCACACUUGUCCUUGAUUUUGUUUUCCUAGUAUCUAUAUGAAUCCUGUUUCAAAGUAUUUCAUUGAUGCAUGAAUGCAUGAAGCUAGGACUUCCCGGGACUGUCUCAUUCAGUCCACUCCUGCGAGGAGUGCUCAAUGAUGGGAGACCAGUGCCCAGUGCCAGCUUAUGAGGCCUGCAGUACCCAGGGUGAAGACGUGUGUCCAACAGGACACUGCAGAGAGCCAGAGCUCCAGGAGGAGGGGAUCAAGCUGGAGGAAGAAGUGCUUGAGGCAGAGGCAGGAGACGAGAGAGGCCCCAGGCUUGGGGCCUCCAUCGUGGGGCCCAGUCAUGGACUGAAGAGGAAACCGAUCAAGACUGAAGCUGAGCUGCCACCAGGGAUGCUGCUACAGAGAGAGGAGCUGGAGGGCUGUCAGAAUGAACCCUCACCAUCUGCCAAACAGCACAAAAAAGCCAAGAAACGCAAAAGUCUGGGGGCUCCCAUGCUUCCAGCUGUAGCCAGCACUAUGUCUGCACCCCCAGAGACCCUGGGGCUGGAGCCCCCUGUCCUGCCCCGGGUCCUUGCAGGAAAAGCUCAGCGCCUCCGGCCAUUGUACCAGUAUAUCAACUAUUGCAACCCUGAGCUGAACCAGGCAGGGGAGGAAGACAGGGAGGCUGAGGUAGAGCCUGAGUCAGAGUUGGCCCUGGUUCCUGAGGAGGCAGGUGUGGAGCAGCUGCAGGCCUUGCUCCCUGUGGCAGGUGAGCUGGGCUUAGGUCUCCCUUUGCCCUAUUCCAAUGUGUUAGUUCCCCCCACUCAUGCCUUGGCUCCCCUGGGAGAGGAGGCUGGAGUGGAGCUUGGGGUUUUGCCCAGCUUGGGGAUGAGUGGCCACCUCAAGGCAGAGGUGGAUAAGUCAACCCAGGUGGAUAUCGACAAGAUGCUGAGUGUCUGCACUGCUCCCCUUGUGCCCCCACUCUCCCCUCAGUACAAGUAACUUCACCCACUGGGUGUUCCCAUUCUCCAGGCCUGACCCAGGGCUGUAGCCUGAGGGCUAGAUGGAGGGGGGAAUUUGGCUCCUGAUCCCAUUUGAGAACUUGGAAAAUAAACAUUUUUUCCUUUUCUAAGACCAA